Cornus florida is the source of this 1299-nucleotide messenger RNA. RefSeq lists its product as uncharacterized. Bases 114 to 950 code for a protein of 278 amino acids. NCBI's taxonomy places the organism in Eukaryota, Viridiplantae, Streptophyta, Magnoliopsida, Cornales, Cornaceae. The record is from RefSeq and is a predicted model, not a curated record. The transcript has 5 exons.
CAUUGAAAAGUGAAAUGCCCUAACUUGCCUGCGUAACUCUUUCAAGCCUCGCGACCCCCCCUCUCUCUCUCUCUCUAUAUAUAUAUAUUUAUAUUAUAUAAUCGAAUCCAUGAAUGUCGUCUUCGAUGGCUUCUUCUACCAACGGAUUAGACGCCUCAGGUAAUGUAGUGAAAAAUGAUGGGCUCACAGUUGAGUCUGUCCAAGACAUUCAUAUUUCAAGCUCGCAGACACAACCUGAAGAUAUUGAAAGGAAAGCUCGGGUGGAUGCUAUAUGGCAGCAAAUGAAUAAGGGAGUAUCUAGGAAGACUAUUAAUUCAAUUUCAAGCAAGCCUAGUUCAACUGUAAAUAGGACUUCACAGAAGAGUUCUUCGCAGAAGACUUCUACUGGUUGGAUGACUUAUUUGGGCUUGGCAUCAAAGAAGACAGCAUCUGUUGGGCAAGAUGUGCCCGAAAAGAAACCUAGUAUUGCACAGAAUGGCACCGGUGAUGAGGCGAAGAAGCUCGCUGCUGCUGCUCUUUCGGCAAUUAAGGAUGCUAGUGCUCUGGCUGCCACUUCAGGCAGAGGAAAAGUUGAGAUCACCGAGGUUCGGGACUUUGCAGGUGAAGAAAUUGAAUUUAAGAAGCUUGUUGAUGCCAAUUCGAAAGAAGCAUCUGAAAAAGCUAAAGCCGCCUCAGUGGGCCCACCUACUGCUGUUGAUGCUUUUCUUGAACAAAUUAAGAAGAAACAAAAGCUUAGUGUGCUUGACAAGACUAAAAAGGACUGGGGGGAAUUCAAGGAAGAAAACAAGGGCCUGGAAGAAGAACUGGAAACUUACAAGAAGAGCUCGAAUCAGUACCUAGAGAGGGUUAAUUUCCUGCAGCGAACAGAUUAUCGGGAAUUUGAGCGGGAAAGGGAUGCACGGCUGGCUGUGCAGGCCAAGAGGAAGCCAGAUAUGCGAGAGGAUCCUUGACAGCAUAAUAUCACCCUCAUUGACCAAGAUUUGGUUGUGUUUUAGUGCAUUCACAAUGAAUAGAGAGCCUCUAUGUAUUUGAAGAGAGAGGCUCAUAGGGAUCUGCUGUAGUAGCCCAGGGCGUGAAGAUUGUUAAUACUCGCAAAUCUCUGGGGUCUCCAUGAUGCUGAUGCUUAUCAUUAUCAUGGACAUAUUUUGGGGAGCUUGUACACUCCUGCUAUUCAAUCUUUAUAAUGUGGGGGUCAAUUUAUGACAUUAAAUUUUUGGUUCCCCCCACCCCGGUAGUAAUGUUAUAAAAUACAGUAUUUUUUAAAUGGAAUAUUUAUUUUGGGACAAUCAAAAAUGAAAA